GUUUUCAUUCGUUCAUAAAAAAAAUUUCAUUACCCAUGAACUUUAUUAAUUGUAUACUUGUCUUGUUUAAUCUAGUAUGUAUUAUCUAUGGAAACCAAGAAACCUUUAUUCAAACUGGAGAUGAAAUUAAGAUCAUUGAUGCCAAUAAACCCAUGUUUUCUAAUCCUGCAAUUUCAAAGGAUAUUCCAGACAUUAUGGAGAUAUUUGAAUAUAAUGAAAUCUAUGACACAUUAUCUUCCUCACAAUCCUAUGCGAUACCAAUCCGAUUUGAUCCCAUUAUCUUAGAAUUUUCAGAAAGGCCUAUCGGAAUGCCCUAUACGGCCCAAGUCAUCAUAACGAACGAAAGCCCCAACAAGAUUCUACAACUCAAUUCCAUUUCCGGCAAUUCCAUCCAUUUCCAUCCGGCAUUUUUGGGAGAAAAAGCUUUAGAACCGGGGUACAAUGCCAGUUUUUUGAUAACAUUUUUGGCGCGCGAAAUAGGACAGGUGGAGAAUAGCCUCACCAUACAUACUUCUCUGGGAAAUUUCAAAUACCAAGUUUUUGGUUCCGGUGUCCCGAACGCCUACAGAAUUCGCACGUUUUACGAGGGAAAAAUUCCGUCGGAAGCCAUUUUCGCGCCAAUAAUUAGCAUCUUUAAUCCUAACACUCACGCUAUACAGGCGGUAGAAAUAUGGACAAGCAACGGAGAUUUCCACUUGGAAUUGCCUUACGGUUUUGGUCAUAACACUGAAAAAAUAUGGAAACUCUCCCCUUUCCAAACAAAACCUCUGGUUAUUUCCAAUUACCUGGCCACUUCCCAGCCAUCCAAUAUCUCUUGCUAUCUCGCCAUCAAGAUCGAACAUCAUGCCAAUUUCGGGAGCUCUGUAAACCCGCAAAAUACGUAUAAUAACGCAGAGAAUGUUAACAAUGGGGCUGAUCGAUCCCUCUUUGGGGAUAACAGGAUAGAAGGGCUCAACCUCAUGCCGCUUAACGCGAAUGAGGAACUGCUAGUACUGUAUUUCGAUAUAGAGAUUACGCAAACGCCUGGCCUAUAUUCACCUAUAGACCUGUUGGAUUUCGGCACUCUCAGCACUUAUGAUCUUCCUAAAACUCUCAAACUGAAAGUUUACAAUAUGGGAAAUAGCCCAAUACAUAUAACGAACAUAUCUCUUCUUCAACCGAACGAAGCCUUAAACAUAGAUUUCGUGUCACCUGUCAAAGUCACUCCGAAUUCCAAGAAACCCACCAUUAUAGCCACCUUACACUAUCUUGCUUUCAAAGCCUCUAAUCCUAAGCACAAACAAGGCAGGAUUCAGAUACUGUCCAAUCUUUCUACGCAUAAACUGAUCAUUCCUUACAGAGCCAACGUUUUGAGAGGUGCUCUUAUAUACGAUCAUAACACUACCAAGAUUAACGUGGCAGCACCCAACGCUAAUGCCGUUAAGAGUUACUUGUCUUUGACGAACACGUUCGAUUUCCCGCUGGCUAUAUCGGACGUUUAUCUUGAAAACGGAGAAUCCCCACGUGAAGACAAAGAUGAUCUUAACCCCUUUAGGGUAUCAAAGAUCUCGCGUUUCCCUGAUAGCUAUCCCCUCGUGAUCCAGCCCAAAUCUAAGUACGAUAGGCUCUUCAUCGAAUAUCGCCCAGCCAAAUUAACCCCCAAGAUGAGGGUAAUUAACGAGGAAAACGGCAAGAAGAUAGUACUUCCUUACUCAAUAGGGAACGAUUUUGCCAACGCUAAUCCCCAAAACAGCGAAUUGCGGCACCUCAGCACAUCUAUCUGCAUCAUGACCAAUGCCUCUAAAUUCAGGAUUCCAAUAAAUGUUUACCACGGGGGAAUGAGGAUAUCUACCUACGGACGGCAUUCUAGCGGUGUUUCCCCGAAUAAUAAAGCUUCCCUUAAUUUUGACGUUUUUGCUAUGGGAGCAUCGUCUUUCCCGUCGUUAGUGACGAAGCAAUCCCUAAAGAAUACCACAUACACCUUUAGGCUGAUUAGCUUGUUCAACAACCACGACACUCAGGUUAACGUUUCCAAUAGAAUUUUCCUUUCCAAAAUCCCAAGGAACGACGUCAAAAUACCGAACGAGAGAAUGGUUUGGUUGAUGAAUUCGCUAAAAAUAUUGCCAGUGUGGGUGGAAAACACUUUAAAUAUCGAUGAGAUUAUUCAUAAUGGCUACAGCCCUCUACCAAUUCUCAUUGGCACCUCUCGCGUGGCUAACAUGUCAAUAACUCCUUCCCAUAGAAACAAAUUACUGUUUCCCGUCACUCAGGACCUUGAUUCUAUCUUCCCGGGCCUUGCGGAUAGUUUUUAUCAUUCUAAUGAUGAUCACGAAACAUGUUCGGGACAAAAUGUUGCAGCAAUUUUCGAAGAACAAAUAAUUAAAAAUGACAAAAAAUCGCUAAAUUUUAUGGAAUUGAUUUUCGAUGAUGGAAAUGUAGCAAAAUUUAAAGAAUUCGAGAUCCCGCUAAAGCCUUAUUACGCCCUUCAUAUGUUAGCUAGCCUUUCGCUUCCUACCACUCCAUUCGUAGAUGGUCUAUUCACCGAAACCACAUUCCUAAAAUUGAAUUGCCUCAAAAUCCCGAAAAUAGAACAUUCCAUAACAAAGGAAGGAGAUAAUUUUGCCAAAGAAAUGCUGGACUUGGGAUUGGAAGUUGGAAUCACUUUGCACCAAGGUCACCUAGGAAUAUCCGCGACAGGAGAAGAUGAUGAUGCAGACUUAAAUGAGAGCCUUCACAAUUUGGGCGAAGGUUACGGGACAAACAUGCUAGAUUUUGGGGAUACUAUUUCUUACCCUUCAAAAAUCUCAAAAAUCAAUCUUCACCUUGACAACUUUUUCGACGAAGAGGUGACCGUCACUAGGAUAGCUCCAUAUCUGAGAGAACCCUUCAACGCUUUCACUUUUUUGAGAUCCCUCAAUAACAAGAGACUGAAAAUUUUACCAAAAUCCCGAAAUAAUUUCGUCGGUCAAAUUACGUUCGACCCCACGCAGGCCUGCUUGCGUAACGAGGUUUAUUGCUAUACAGGUCUGAACGUCAAAGAUAAAGAAUAUAAUGAUUGGCUAGAAACCUUUAACUAUCCUGCCAACUGCAUCGAUACCGAUCUUCCCGUGUUCAAGCAAAGAUUCGCUAAAUGGAAAAAUUUAGUCAAAAACAAACUGAAUAAACUUGAUUCCGCUUUCAUAGUGGAUACUACCAAGACCCAAUCCGCUCUACGAUUUUAUGUAAAAAAUGGCGACCUGAAAUGGCCGAAGCUGAUAAGCUCGGAUCGAUUGGAUUUUCCUCUCACCAAGAUCGGAAAUUAUAGUGCUGCCGUGAUUAUAAUCAGGAACCCUAGUUAUAGUCCCUUGCUCUUACACAUUGUACCCAUCUCCGUCAUCAAGGACCAAGGCCACGCCAUAUUGAGCGUUGUUAAUGCCGAAAAAGUGUCUACAAAUGAAAUUGCAAGAGAGGACAAAUCUACCUUUAUUCCAGAGGUCAUCGCUGAUAACCCUUUCGAGUUGGCUGAAAUCAAUAUGGCUUCUACUUCCGAAAGCCAGUUCUCUGGGAAGGAUUCAAAAUUCUCCAAAGUACCCGACGAGAAUUCUCUUCAAUUAAACGAGAAUUCCCUGUAUUUGAACCGAUUCAAUCAUACCCUACAAGUUAAUCCAUCCACGCUGGCCUACGUUCUUCAACCGUUUAAGGAAGCCAAAUUCUUCGUCAAAUUUUCGCCUCAGUUUAACCGGGCUUACAGCACCCAUCUUAUCGUUAGGAACAAUCUUUCUAUAUUGGAGACCAUAAAAAUAGUGGGGAGAGGAGGACUGGGUCAACUUAAACUAUUGGAUUUGUCAACUAUGCAAUUUCAAUCUCCCAAUAUACCCAUAACUUUCGCGUUUACCGAAAAACACCUCAAAUAUUGCCUCAAAGAUACUCCUUUAAGAUCCAUAGGAUCCUUGAAACGUGGUUUUCUCCUCAAGAAUACUGGCCAACUCCCAGUUACUCUCAAAUCUUUCUUCGUUUUACGCGAUUCGCCAACGCCUGCUCGCGAAUAUUUUACCACUAAUAUUUUAGGGUUCAUGUCGCGUUUUAAAGAAUUCCUUCUGUUUAAACAGUUAUCGAUAUUCGUAAAACCUAACCAUGUAUCGGUUUCUAGCGAUUGUAAUCGCUUCGGUUUUCGGGUUCACGAUUGUCAAGCUAUGGAGGGUCUGGUCGUACAACCGAAUCAGUCCAAACGAAUAGAUGUCAGUUUCACCCCAGACUUUUCCGUGUCCAAAAUCUCCACAUCAUUCCUCAUUUUGACGACCGACGAUUCACAGAAUUCGCCAGACUCGACCUUAAAUGAAGCUAAUCUAAUGUUCACUUUGACCGGUUCGAUUGCCGUUACUUUAGCCAAGGCAUGUUCUCAUAAUAUAGUCAGGCCCCAGUGGGAAGUCGUACUUUAUUAUUGUACGUGGGUGUCCAUGGCGAUUUUACUCAUUUUCGUGGUAGUAGUCACGUGGGUCGAAGCUGAUAGGUUGUGCAAAUUUUUCCUUCUCUUGUCUCACUCAAUUAGAUCUCCCAAUAGUACUCAAUGCAAGAAAAUCGAGACGGUCAACAUAAGUAGCAAAAAAUGUGACCCUAAAGUUUUUAAACAACCUCGUCGACAAACACUCGUUGACGAUGAUCGGACAUCUGUCAAAUCGAAGCUACUUCAAACCAAUCCCGGUAAAUGUAAACCCACCGUUAAGAGCCUCAAGGAAAACAAGGGCCCAAAGGCUAAGACGGAGAAUGCUUCUACCAAUGGCAAAGCAUAUAACAAUACCACUAGCGACAAUACUAGCGGAAAAGCUUCCAAGAUUUCUUCUUUCAAAGAAGUCCCUCGCUCGAACGCCUCCAAAAUUUCGGAUCCAGUGUUGUCCAAAUCGAAUUCAAUCUUAAAUAGUGUUAUCUGCCCACCAAACCAAAACAACUCUCUAAAUCAAUCGACCAAUCAAAAAGUCGGGAAGAAAAAGCGGAAAUCGCAGGGGAAUAAUAUAUAUAAUAACGAAAUUAUCACCGCUUCAAAUGGGGAUGAUAAAUUUAAUAGACUUAGAAACGAUUCUAUUAACAAGCGCCCUCUAUCUACGUCAAAUUUAGCCUUCUCUUCUUCCAGUUUGAAUAGUGCUUUAGUACCGACCACAACUAAUACUCAUAUCCUACUUAAUAAAAAACUUCUAGCGAGUAAAAAGAUUGGACCAUGUACGAAUGCUCAGCAAGUAGUGCCGCUCGCGAAAGUUGAUUUGGUGAGGAAGGAAUCCAUCACCGAUUUACUGACCGAUAUUUCUGAACGAAGUUUGACUCCCACGAAUUGUACUUAUGCCGACGUCAUAAAUAAUAGGAUGAACGGUAACGGGCGCUCAUCUAAUAGUUCCGAUUCUAACAGUCGAAGCUUGACACCCGUGUGGGAUUUGCCAGAAAACCGCGUUUCCAGAUCUAACGAUGAUGAUUUCUCGGCGAUGUCGGAAAGGACAGCAGCAUUUCACUUAAAAUCUGAGGAAAAGAAUUUAGAAAAUGAAGAUUAUUCUGCUUUUUCCUUAUUCCCUCCUCCGAAAUCUUCGAACGGUCGAAAUGAUCUCAGCCACCUAUGGCAAGAUGUCAAAUCUAAUAUCGAUCUAAGUAUGAAACGUGUCAAUCAAACGGCGCCUUUCAGCGAAAUUCCGCCAAUUGGCGGGAAACAAUUAACGAUCCAUCCUGAUAACUCCGCUACAGAUAACAAACUUUUCGACACUAAAUGGCUCGAUCUUUCAACCUCCAACCAAAAUUCUCUCUGGAAUAACACGUCUUCCACCGCUUAUAACUCUCGUAGUUCCUACGAAUAUCCCAUGUAUCCUUUAAACAAGUCCAACCAGCAAUCUGGUAUGGCUCAAAAUUUUCCUGUCGGGAAUUUUAGCGUGGGAACUUUCGGUAGCUUUGAUCCCGAAUACGAUGACAACUUAUGGCAAGGUGGCAAAAAUGGUACUUCCGGUCUUUCUAGAUCAUCCAGCUGGGAUAGCAUCGUUGGCGAAGUGCAAAAAUACCAAGAACAGCAAAAUUGCAUUCAAAAUAAUGCUACCUACACUUUCUAUUCUUUGCUAAAAAAUUACUUGGCCGACCCCGGAUUUCAAGAAUAUCUAAGAGAAAAUGAUAUGUCUGUUCCAUCUAUCCACUCACAAACAUCGCACUCUAGUGUACCCACUUACGAUUGCCCUUAUAGCAAUUCGCUUCCUUAUGAUUACAAAAUCCCUUCGGGAAAUAAGGCUUAUGACUAUGAAAAUGACUUGUCAAGACUGAUAAUUGAGGAAAAUUCUUUAAGACAACCAAUCAGUGAUUACAUUGACUAUCCUUCUCCCAAUUACGAACGCGACAUAUUGGAUAUUCAAGACAGUUUCAAGAGGAUGAUCAUGACCAAUUAUAAUAAACCGACUACGUCGCUACCGAAUAAGGGAGAUGACGAUAAGAAGAACGUAAGACGGAGAUGUCAAGAAUGGCUUUUUUCAACCAAUGCUCAACCUUUUAACCCUAACCCUUAAGAAGAUCUGAAAUUUUAUCAGAAAUUGAAUUAAUUUUUUUAUAACUGUAAAAAUCUCAUAUAUAUAUAUUUUUAAAGGAAAUGUCUGAUUCAUUUUUGAAAAUUUAUCCUUUUAUUUUUAUGUAUAGAAAUGUUAUUUAAAAAAGAUAUAAUAUAGUAUUAAACAUCAUAAAUUUUUUAUUUGAAAUUC
This is a messenger RNA of Gordionus sp. m RMFG-2023, 6671 nucleotides long. RefSeq lists its product as uncharacterized. The record is from RefSeq and is a predicted model, not a curated record. The coding region runs from base 36 to 6482 and encodes 2148 amino acids. The transcript is spliced from 42 exons. NCBI's taxonomy places the organism in Eukaryota, Metazoa, Nematomorpha, Gordioida, Chordodea, Parachordodidae. Gene Ontology annotation, cellular component: membrane.